AUGGGAGGGAACAGCAGCAGUAAAGCGGAGAAGAAGGCCAAAAAAGCGAAAAAGAGUGGGAAGACUCCUGCGACCACCCCUGCGGUCGAAGUAGUACAAGAUCCCAAAGUCUCACCACGACAACCCCAAGAACAAAAAGUUGAGAAGCCCGAAGCGAAGGAGACACCUCAAGAGACAAAAGAGGAUCAUUUAGAAGAUUUGAAGAAAACUGAUGAAGUUGAAAAAGUCGAUGAUUACGUUGAGUUAUAUAACUCCUCACAGAAAAAAGUCACACAAGACGACUUUGAUUUAGUUCGUGUGAUUGGUCGAGGGUCCUUUGGGAAAGUGAUGUUGGUACAAAAGAAAGACGACAAGAAGUACUAUGCGAUGAAAAUAUUAAGAAAGGACGUUGUGAAGGAGCGGAAACAAGUUGACCACACAAAAGCCGAGAAAACUGUGUUGAUGCAAAUAUCGCACCCGUUCAUCGUCAAGUUGUACUAUGCGUUUCAGACGGCAGACAAACUCUACAUGAUAUUGGAGUUUGUCAACGGCGGAGAGCUUUUCCACCACUUGAAAGAAGAGAACUCGUUCUCUGAAGAGCGGUCGAAGUUUUACGCAGCGGAGAUCGCACUUGUAUUGAUCCACUUGCACUCGUUGGAUAUCAUUUACAGAGACUUAAAGCCAGAAAACAUCUUGUUGGACAAUACUGGCAAUGUAGUGAUCACUGACUUUGGAUUGAGUAAACAACUUGCGGAAGGACAAGAUACGUCGACUUUUUGUGGGACUCCAGAUUACUUAGCGCCAGAGAUCUUGAAGGGGACGGGACAUGGUGCUGCAGUUGAUUGGUGGAGUUUGGGGAUUUUAAUAUAUGAAAUGAUUGUUGGAAUACCCCCAUUUUAUGAUGACGAUGUGAGUAUCAUGUACCAAAAGAUAUUGAAGUCACAACCCCACUUCCCGAAAAACAUUAGUUAUGACGCUAAAAGUGUGAUCAUGGGUUUACUCGAGAAAGACCCGAACGAUCGACUGGAAGGGAAAGACGUCAUCGAAAUGGAAUGGUUCAAGGACAUCGACUUCGAUAAACUACUCAAAAAAGAAGUACCACCCCCUUGGGUCCCUCCAGUCAAAAGCAAAACGGAGAUCUCACAAAUUGAUGAGGAAUUCAUCGACGAGGAUGCAGUGGAUACUCCACCGAAUGAAGGGAAUACUAAUAACCCCGAUAACACGUUUGAAGGAUUCACUUUUGUACAACCAAAUGCAAUGGGUGAGGAACAGUAA
Molecule: messenger RNA, 1254 nt
Organism: Entamoeba invadens IP1
Lineage: Eukaryota; Evosea; Mastigamoebida; Endamoebidae
Product: protein kinase, putative
Exons: 1
Coding region: 1-1254 (417 amino acids)
Biological process (GO): protein phosphorylation
Molecular function (GO): protein serine/threonine kinase activity; ATP binding
Source: RefSeq, a predicted model, not a curated record